Messenger RNA from Aspergillus terreus NIH2624, 1713 nucleotides. RefSeq names its product putative C6 transcription factor. Gene Ontology annotation, biological process: DNA-templated transcription; regulation of DNA-templated transcription. Bases 1 to 1713 code for a protein of 570 amino acids. Gene Ontology annotation, molecular function: DNA binding; zinc ion binding; DNA-binding transcription factor activity, RNA polymerase II-specific. The record is from RefSeq and is a predicted model, not a curated record. The transcript has 2 exons. Lineage: Eukaryota; Fungi; Ascomycota; Eurotiomycetes; Eurotiales; Aspergillaceae.
AUGGCCGCCUCACGCCUGGUCCCAAUCGCCCCGGCACCAGCCCAGACCUCUUCAGUCCAGGCACAGCAUGACUCUAAUCCCGACAUGCCUAAAAUGGGCUUCAACUGCCAGGCGUGCGCGCGCAAGAAAACCAGAUGCGACAGGAUAACACCGACAUGUUCAGGCUGCAGCAAAGCAAAGCUCCAAUGCAUCUACCAGGCUCCCCGACCGCGAAAGAGAAGGCGAGGCCCGUCUGAAGAUGUGCAGGAGCGGUUAGAGCAGUACGAGCGCAUCCUGCGCGACCAUAACCUGCUCCCGACAACUUCUACGUCGACCCCAUGCGACAGCGCAUCAGAGGCACCGAACCCACCAAUGUCGGACUCGCAGCCCGCAAGGUCGGGGAAACUGCGCUCCGCCGACGGCAAGUCUCGCUAUAUGGUUAAUGUCCUUCUUGACGUGGGAGAUGGGGAACUGUGCGAGGUAUCUGAUUCCGACCGAGAGGACGAUCCCAACGACGACACCAGGGCUGACGAGACCGCUUCGGCUGGUCUCCGUGGUGUUCUCGCAGCUCAGCCAAUCAAUGGGAUCUUUCUCGAGAGCACCCAGAGCCUCAGCGAGCAACACCCAAGCCAUGAGGAGGCGAAAAAGCUUUGGAAUGCGUACGUGCGCAACGUUGAGCCCCUAUGCAAGGUUCUGCAUGUCCCCACUGUUGCAAAAAUAGUCGACGCUGUCUCCAAAGAACCAUCGGUUGCCUCGAAGUACGAUGAAUGCCUGAUUUUUGCCAUCUACUAUUUUGCCGUGUUCUCCAUGUCGGAUGCGGACUGCCUGCAGGAGUUCCGCACAUCGAAGAGCCAUCUGAUGUCGAAAUACCGGGCUGCGGUUCACCAGGCCCUCAUCAAUGCGUCGUGGCUGAAAACUACAGCGAUGGGGGUCUUACAGGCUUACACCCUCUUCCUCAUUGCAAUGCGGACUCAAGUCGAUCCGGACACGUUCUGGAUACUGACGGGAAUUGCGAUUCGUCUUGCUCAACGAAUGGGGAUCCACCGGGAUGGGGAAGGUCUCGGAUUGCCACCGUUUGAAAUUCAGAUGCGACGACGGCUCUUCUGGCAACUGCUGCCGCUGGACAGCUAUGCCGGUCAAGUUUCCGGUACUGGGAUCUCGAUUCCGCCGAAUAGCUGGGAUACCGAGCAACCGUUGAACAUUGACGAUGAUCAAAUUUACCCUGGAAUGACAGAGCUUCCUCAACCGCAGAGGGGCGCCACGGAAAUGAUUUACUGCUUGUCACGGAUCGAGCUGUCCAAAUUCUAUACCCGGACGGGUAUUAAAUGGAAAGAGCUUGGGGCAACAGUUCAAUUUAGGGAUGCGGAGGAUAUUGAGCGACUCAUCGACGACGUCGAGGAUCGCAUCGAAACUAAUUUUCUUCGAUACUGCGAUAUCCUAAACCCGGUGCACUUUUUGACUUCUGCAAUGGUCCGAUCUGCGACAAAUGCGGUUCGUCUGCGGGCUCGAAUGCCACUGCUAACGAAGCAGUCGACCACAGACAAGCAAAGGAGAGACAUUUGUGCUCUCGCAGCCAAAAUCCUCGAUACAAACAUUGCGCUUUACAAUAACCCCAGCAUUCAGGGGUUCCGGUGGCAGAUGCAAGCCUUCUUCUUGUGGGAUGCGCUUCUGUGCAUCCUGCGUUCCCUCGCUGAUGGUAACCCUCAAGGCAUGGCACGCAAAUCCGCCAGAUAA